AUGAGCAGUUACUACGACGAUGACGAGGACAUUGACAUCCACGUCCGCCACCGGGGUCACUCACCUCGCCCCGUGCGCUAUGUUCAAAGCCCACCCAGGCCGCGAUACUAUCAGCCUGCCGAUCCUGGACCGAGCUGGCUUGCACCAGUCGAUCAUAACCGGACCACUGUGAUUGCCCGCUCACGCUCACGAUCUCGUGAUCGGCGUCUCGCGAGCCCACCUCAAGCUCCCGCUCAGCCUCAACCACAGCCUGUCAUAAUCAACAAUCAGUUUUACAAUGAGUACUCGUCUGAUGACAGCGAGUACGACAAGCGCAAUCGCCGUCGACAGGUCACUCGCGGGGCAAGGUCGCCUUCGAGCUCCGAGUCUCGCUCGCGGUCUAGGUCCAGGGAACGAUACCGAAGGGAGGCGCGUGAGCAGUUUGAAGCCGAGAGCGCCCGCAAGGAACUCGAGGCGCUGCGUCUCUCGCAGAGUCGAGAGAAGGCCGAGAAGAGCCUGGCUGACAAGUAUCGCGAUGAUGCUGAGCUCCAACGCGCUAAAAGAGAGCUCGAAGAAAUUAAGCGCAAAGAGGCUCAGCUUGCCGAGCAGAAGCGAAUCGAGGAGGAGCUGGAGCAUAGGCGCCUCAAGGAGGAGAGAGACGCCGCUGAAGAGAGAAAGCGCCUAAAGAAAGAGGCUGAAGCUGCCAUUGAGAGAUAUAAGCAGGAAGAGCGCGAGAGGCGGGAGAGGGAACAGGCAGAGAAGGAAGCUGCCGAGAAGGAAUACCAACGCCGGUUGCAGGAGGAUCUCAUCAAGUCUGGCGUUGACGAAAAGGCUAUAGCAGCCAUUAUGAAGAAGGAGAAGGUUCCGGAAACCGAGGCUGAAGCACCACCUCAACAACCUGGCGGUCGUGCGACGUACACUCGCAUGUUGCGCAAGCAUCUGUCCAUCGAAACGUUGAGGACCUACCACGUUGAAUGGGAAUAUGACGAUAAUCCUGACAGCAUCCUGAUCAAGCGUUGGGUUCCCGAAUGGGAGCAGGACCAACUGUGGAAGCAUACCCGUGACCUGCGCAAGACGCGCGGCAAAGCCCUACUCAUUGAGGAAAAGCGGCAUCAAGAGGAGGACCCCCGUUUCGAAUGGCUGGUGCGCGUCCGGCCUAGAGUCAGAUGGGUGGCGAUCAUGGAGUUCAAUAAGCAAUGGAUGACUUCUCCGUAA
This is a messenger RNA of Emericellopsis cladophorae, 1194 nucleotides long. RefSeq names its product Reticulocyte-binding protein 2 a-like protein. The coding region runs from base 1 to 1194 and encodes 397 amino acids. The transcript is spliced from 4 exons. Lineage: Eukaryota; Fungi; Ascomycota; Sordariomycetes; Hypocreales; Bionectriaceae. The record is from RefSeq and is a predicted model, not a curated record.